Messenger RNA from Anthostomella pinea, 189 nucleotides. The record is from the annotation of a GenBank genome assembly. NCBI's taxonomy places the organism in Eukaryota, Fungi, Ascomycota, Sordariomycetes, Xylariales, Xylariaceae.
AUGAAGCCCCCACAUCUCCAACCCCUCGCCUUAGCGGCCACUCUCUGCCUCACGCCCACGUCGGCCCAUUCCCUCCUCUCCCGCACCGGCAACAUCACCCUCUUCGCCGACGCCGCCGCCCCCGUCUACGUCAACACCUUCAUCCUCGGGCGCGACGUCUGCGGCAAGGAGAAUGGUGCCACACCCUAA